AUGCUGGAGCUGCAUUUCGAGAAUUAUCCUGAGGCGUUACACCAUCUGCAAUUGGCAGUAAAAUUCGACCCGAGUGAUGUGAUUGGUUCACAUGGCCGACUAGCAUCGCUCACUCACUUCCUCUCUAACGUCAGCUCGGGUGUUCAGAAUGCAGGUGGUUUGCGGGCAAAGCGAGUGGCUGAGUUCAAAACAUCACUUCCUGCGUCUUCAUCAUCAGUAAACCCCUUUACUGACCAUCGUACUGUAUCAGUAUUUGAGGAGAUCAGCGCAGGCCAUAAUGACGGGAUCGCUGUUGUAGCCAAAGUUGUAUCGACCAUUGUGCAUGAUGAAGGUGUCCCUGUUGCAUCAAUUAUUAUGGACAGUGCAGGAGAAUGUAUAGCACUUUGCGUCUACAACUGUGCCCCAUCAUUCUCAUUUUUCAUCGGUGACACUGUUGCCAUUGCUGAUCCUCACGUUGUGGAAGUAAAGGAUUUGGAGUUAACUCCGUCAUCAAAAGUUUCAUUCCGUUCUAUUCGAGUGCCAAAUCCUUCAAAGGUCUCUAGAAACGGAACUCUUCCAAAACCAGCGCAAGUGGCACCAUCACAUUUGAAGAUCUCUGCCUUAUAA
Messenger RNA from Strongylus vulgaris, 606 nucleotides. The record is from the annotation of a GenBank genome assembly. NCBI's taxonomy places the organism in Eukaryota, Metazoa, Nematoda, Chromadorea, Rhabditida, Strongylidae.